GCAACAAUGACCGAGUACCAGCUUGUUGUUGUGGGCGCCGGUGGCGUGGGCAAGUCCGCGCUGACGAUUCAGCUCAUUCAGGGCCACUUUGUGGACGAGUACGAUCCGACGAUUGAGGACUCGUACCGGUCACAGUACGAGAUCGACGGCGAGUCUGUCAUCCUGGACAUUCUGGACACGGCCGGACAGGAGGAGUACUCGGCGAUGCGUGACAACUACAUGCGGACAGGCGGAGGCUUUCUGAUUGUGUUUGCCAUCACGUCGCGGGCAUCGUUUGAGGAAGUCCCUGGCUUCCGCAACCAGGUCCUCCGGGUCAAGGACGCGUCCGAGGUCCCGCUGGUCAUCUGCGGCAACAAGUGCGAUCUCGAGAACGACCGCCAGAUCCCCAAAGACGAGGCCGAGUCGCUGGCGCGCUCGUACUCGGUGCCGUUUAUCGAGGCUUCAGCCAAGUCGGGCCACAACGUCAAGGAGGUUUUCUUUACCCUUGUUCGCGAGAUUGAGCGCCUGCCAACCGUCAUGCCGCCGCCGCUCCGCCGCAAGAAGAAGAAGAGCGGCUGUGCUCUUCUGUAACUGCGCUUCGCACCGGUCCACAUUCCUCGGUACCUGCAAGCAAGCUACUCCUUUGAUCUGUUCCACGCUCUCGCCUCCCCCCCCCCCUUUCCCUCUGUUCUCUGAUCCACUGCUCUAUUGAAACGAUGCAUUGUCCAA
This is a messenger RNA of Thecamonas trahens ATCC 50062, 708 nucleotides long. RefSeq names its product GTPase KRas. The transcript has a single exon. Gene Ontology annotation, molecular function: GDP binding; GTPase activity; GTP binding. The record is from RefSeq and is a predicted model, not a curated record. Gene Ontology annotation, biological process: Ras protein signal transduction. The coding region runs from base 7 to 570 and encodes 187 amino acids. Gene Ontology annotation, cellular component: plasma membrane. Lineage: Eukaryota; Apusomonadida; Apusomonadidae.